AUGUCUGAAGGUAGCGUGGUUAUCCCGUCUCCCCCGGACGACCCAAGUUUCGUCACGUCCCCUCCGGACACCUCGUACCCUAUUGUAAACCAUGCAUCUAGUCCGGAAAACUCUUCGGAAAGCGAGGCUGGCUUGUCAGAUGCAGAAGAGGAGCAUACACCACAACAGGAGUCGGCCUCGACUCCCGAAUCGAAUCAUGACGAUGACGAAGAAGUGAGCUCGGACAAUUCGUCAGAUGAUGAUGUAGAAGGUCAAUCGGAAGAUGGAGAUUACGAAAUAGAAACGCCGCUUGAGGAGCCAGUUGAGGACAAUGGGUACGAAAGUACAGUGAAGUCUGCGAAAGAGUCACGGAAGACUACCAAGAUUAGAGUUGCGGAUGAUUACAACGAGAAUCCAGACCUAUAUGGCCUACGCAGAAGUGAACGAGCUCGCCCGACUGCACGACUGACUAUUGAUACCUCUAGUUCAGAGUCAGAUGACUCGGAACCAAAAAGCAGCCGUUCACGUAAAAGGCGGAAGCCUGCCCCCACAAAACCAUCUAAAUCAUCUAAGCUUCCUUCGCCUGUGCAUGAGUACAACUCAACCGAUGAAGAUGAAAGCGAGGAUGAGUACGGAGUCCGCCCUUCCCACAAGUCACGCAAAAAGAGACGACGCGUCGCAGCUACUACCAAUGAUACCCCUCCAGCCGAAGUUCGUUUCUCCACUCGUCGAGCUGGGAGGGUGACGAACUAUAAUGAGGAUGAUGAAGAUGACUUUGAGGAGGAUGCUACCCCGGGAUAUGAGUAUCUGGAGCCAGAGCCAGAUGCUGGUCCUGGGAUAGAUCUUAUUCUAGAUCACAGACCCCGAGAGGGCAUAGAUACCUCAAAACCUCUUUACAAGCGUGCUGAUCUUGAGUUCCAUAUAAAAUGGCAAGGGCUUUCACAUUAUCACGCAACAUGGGAGUUAUAUGAAAACUUAGUCGAUUAUAAAGGAAUAAGGAAAUUAGAUAACUACAUGAGAAAGGUAGUUGAACAAGAUUACUAUAUGCGGAUCAGCUCGAACACAACAAGAGAAGAAAUCGAGGCGAUGGAUCUUGAUCGUGAACGUGAACGUGACGCAAUUGCAGAGUAUGUUAUCGUGGAGAGGGUCAUUGGCCACCAAAAUCAUGGCGAGGGGUUACAGUAUAUGAUAAAGUGGAAACGUCUUUCAUACGAUUGUUGUACAUGGGAGGACGAGGACCUCGUUUCUAAAAUUGCCCAAGAACAAAUCGAUAAAUACUGGGAUCGAACAAAUUCUAUACCCUUAUCAAAAAAGUCCGAAACUGAUACGGGCACUCGCCGGAGUUACCAAAAACUUGAUGCUCAGCCAAACUAUAUCAAGGGCGGCGAACUACGGGACUUUCAAAUGAAGGGCCUCAACUGGUUAGCAUAUAAUUGGACAAAGGGCAAUAACGGUAUACUUGCAGACGAGAUGGGACUGGGGAAAACAGUUCAGACAGUGGCUUUUAUGAGUUGGCUUCGACACGAUCGGGCUCAGCAUGGUCCAUUCUUAGUUGUAGUACCGUUAUCUACUGUCCCUUCUUGGGCCGAAACACUUGAGAACUGGGCGCCGGAUAUGAACUUUAUCGUUUAUACUGGUUCUGGUAAGGCACGAGAAGUAUUGCGCGAAUAUGAGAUGUUUGUCGAUGGGAAUCCCAAGAAGACUAAGUUUAAUUGUAUGGUCACCACUUAUGAGUACAUCCUAAACGACGCCAAUAUUCUGCAGCAGAUCAAAUGGCAAUUUCUUGCAGUUGAUGAAGCUCAUCGACUCAAGAACAAGGACUCUGCCCUCUAUGAUAAGUUGAACGACUUCAAGGCACCAAGUCGUUUACUUAUCACUGGUACUCCCUUGCAGAAUAACCUGAAAGAACUGGGGGCGCUAGUAGACUUUCUCAUGCCUGGGAGGAUUCAAAUCGAUAACGAUGUUGAUCUGCAAUCUGCAGAUGCUGCCCGACAGAUCGAAGCGUUACAAGAAACCUUAAAGCCCUAUAUGCUUCGGCGGGUCAAAAAAUCUGUUGAGAAAUCACUCCCGGGAAAGACAGAAAAGAUCAUUCGUGUCGAACUCUCAGAUAUCCAGACGGAAUAUUAUAAGAAUAUCAUUACCCGGAAUUACGCAGCUUUGAAUGCUGGAGCCACAGGACCGAAACAGUCGUUAUUAAAUAUCGUCAUGGAACUGAAGAAGGCUAGUAAUCACCCGUUUAUGUUCCCAUCCGCAGAGGAUCGAAUACUACAAGGCAGUACCAAACGCGAAGAUGUCCUAAAAGCUUUGAUCAUGAGCAGUGGCAAAAUGGUUCUCCUUGAUCAAUUGCUUACAAAACUCAAAGCGGAUAACCAUCGUGUUUUGAUCUUCAGUCAAAUGGUUCAAAUGCUAGAUAUCUUAGCAGACUAUUUAAAUCUCAAGGGAUAUGCUUAUCAACGUCUUGAUGGUACAAUAGCUGCUGGACCUCGUCGGAUCGCGAUUGAUCAUUUUAAUGCCAGGGAUAGCCCGGAUUUUUGCUUUUUACUCAGUACUCGAGCUGGAGGGCUUGGUAUAAACUUGAUGACAGCAGAUACGGUUGUUCUUUUCGAUUCAGAUUGGAAUCCCCAAGCAGAUUUGCAAGCUAUGGCUCGUGCCCAUCGUAUUGGGCAGAAAUCACAUGUUAUGGUUUACAGGCUAGUAUCUAAAAAUACCAUUGAAGAAGAAGUUCUAGAGCGUGCUCGGAAUAAGAUGAUCCUGGAGCACUUGGUCAUCUCUCUUGGCGUCACCGAUAAAGGUAUUACGGAUAAGGUCAAAAAGAAGGAUAAAUUAGAAUCUGCAGAACUUUCUGCUAUCCUUAAAGCACGUGCUUCCAAAAUGUUUGAAGCCACGGAUAACCAGAAAAAGCUCGAGGAACUGAAAAUCGAUGACAUCUUGCUUAAUGCAGAAGACCAUAUUACCCAAGUGGAGCCUGGUUUAGGCGGAGAAGGAGGCGAUGAUUUCUUGAAGCAGUUUGAAGUUACAGAUUUCAAGGCGGAAGUGUCUUGGGACGAUAUCAUCCCGAAAGAGGAAUUGGACGCGAUCAAGGGUGCGGAAAAGGUUCAAGAGGAGGAGGAGUUUCUCAACGAACAGAUUGAGAUGAGCACAAAACGCAAGCGCAGGGGUAUUGCAAAUGGCGAGCCGGAAGGUCGGUCGGCCAAGCGGCGGGCAAAGGAGCUUUCAGCUGCAAGAAUUGAUUACAGUGAUGAUGAGCCUGACGAAGAUCCUAUGAGGCCUCUAAACGAGCGUGAAAUCAGGAAUCUCUACAGGGCUUAUGGUCGUUACGGCUGCCUUGAUGAGUGCUGGAACGAUAUCAUCAAUGACUCUGGAUUAACUAAUCGCGACCCGGAUGUGAUCAAAUCAACGAUUGCUGACUUAGUCGCGCUAAGUGAGGUCGAAAUCCAAAGGCAUCGGUCAACAUUCGAUGACGGUAUCGGAAAGAAGGAAAAGAAAGCGAUAUUAUUCGAUUACAAAGGCACUAAGAAACUGAACGCCGAGACAAUUGUUCAACGGCCUAAAGAGUUGAAGGAUCUUCGAAAAGCCGUCUCCCUCUGCCCGGACCGGUCGAAAUUCCGCAUUAAUGAUGUCAAGUCGGUGCACAACUGGUCUUGUGAAUGGGGCGCUCGUGAAGAUGCCAUGCUAUGCGUCGGUAUCGCCAAACAUGGUUAUGGUGCCUGGGUUGCGAUUCGUGACGAUCCCGAGCUUGAUAUGCAGGGCAAAUUUUUCCUUGAAGAACAUCGCGUCGAUAAAAAGGAAGAGAGGGGGAGAGCCGAAUCUACUGCUAAAUCGCCUGGCGCAGUCCAUCUUGUUCGGAGGGCUGAUUAUCUGCUCAGUGUUCUAAGGGAGCGUUUUGGAGGUGAUGCGCCUACGAAUCAGUCACAUAGGAGAUCACCGGAUACGAAUUCAAGACACCCAAAACGAAAUGGUGUAUCGGCUGUCGAUCGAAUUAGCAAGAAAGACAGAAUAUCUGCUUCUGCUUCUCCUGCACCGAAUCCUAAACGCUACAAGUACAAAUCAACUGUCAUAGUGACAGAGAAGCAUCGGUCACCAGAGAAACACCGAUCAUCGGAAAAAAAGGAAUCGUCUACCAAGCGACACAGGCUCGAAGAGGCAGGCGACAGAGAAAGGAGGAAAUCGAAAAGCUCACUGCAAGCCUCUCCUAAGAAAGAGGAACAGCAAAAUGGAGAGAUUUCUGAAGAGAAGAGACCGCUCACUGCGGCUGAAUUUGCGGCUAGGAAAAAAACUACGGCCUUUUUGAAAGAAGGACUUCUUGCCGUAGGAAAAUUUAUCAAUACCAUCGAGAAAAAAGGGACAACAGAGUACAGAGACCUCUGGUACAUUGCCUGGCGUUUUUGGCCUCAUCAUGAGAAGCCUUGGGAAUCGCUGGCCGAGUUCUUCGGGAAAUUGGCGCAAAGCACAGAGGGUGCGGCCAGACAGAAUGGCGAUUAA
Morchella importuna is the source of this 4461-nucleotide messenger RNA. RefSeq lists its product as uncharacterized. Gene Ontology annotation, cellular component: nucleus; chromatin. Gene Ontology annotation, molecular function: chromatin binding; ATP-dependent chromatin remodeler activity; ATP binding. Bases 1 to 4461 code for a protein of 1486 amino acids. The transcript is spliced from 15 exons. Gene Ontology annotation, biological process: regulation of transcription by RNA polymerase II; nucleosome organization. Lineage: Eukaryota; Fungi; Ascomycota; Pezizomycetes; Pezizales; Morchellaceae. The record is from RefSeq and is a predicted model, not a curated record.